Messenger RNA from Serendipita indica DSM 11827, 465 nucleotides. Lineage: Eukaryota; Fungi; Basidiomycota; Agaricomycetes; Sebacinales; Serendipitaceae. The record is from the annotation of a GenBank genome assembly.
AUGUCCUUGUCACGCAUCCGCGACCUAUCUCUCAUACCCAGUACUUCAUAUACAUACCGUGGUCGUCGAAGAGAUAGCUAUGCACCUCUUGACCGGGCGGAGCUCCAAGAACUUCGAGCGCGGAUGCGAACCUACGAUCAGGCGUAUAUUCGAACAGCAAUCAUGAACCUAGGCUAUUCUGUUGUCGUUCUUAAACUCUUUGAUACAAGAUUUCAUCGCAUCGGUCUACUCUUCUCUGCGCUAGGAGCCGUGUUGUACAUGUGCGCCCUCGCCCGUCGAAGACAUUCGAAUCUCGACUUUGCAGAUCAAGAGGUUCCACAAGAAGCGCGUUCUCCCGUCUCUUCUCUCCAUGGUUCACGAAUCUUUGGAAGACCAUUUCGAACAGCAGGAAAUGUUGUCCUUCUCGUCUCGCUCCUGGUCACUUCGACACACAUCACUCUUUUCGUCCUUUUGUUCCAUCUCUAA